Molecule: messenger RNA, 1785 nt
Organism: Chlorocebus sabaeus (green monkey)
Lineage: Eukaryota; Metazoa; Chordata; Mammalia; Primates; Cercopithecidae
Gene: ZPR1
Product: ZPR1 zinc finger
Biological process (GO): positive regulation of gene expression; Cajal body organization; axon development
Cellular component (GO): axon; nucleus; Cajal body
Molecular function (GO): zinc ion binding; translation initiation factor binding
Source: RefSeq, a predicted model, not a curated record
CGGCGGAAGUCGGAAGCAGAGGUCCAAAUUGCGCGUGGUGGCCAUGGCGGCGAGCGGGGCUGUGGAACCGGGGCCCCCGGGGGCUGCUGUCGCCCCCUCGCCCGCCCUGGCCCCGCCGCCUGCCCCUGAUCACUUGUUCCGGCCCAUCAGCGCCGAGGACGAGGAGCAGCAGCCCACCGAGAUCGAAUCGCUAUGCAUGAACUGUUACUGCAAUGGCAUGACGCGCCUCCUGCUCACGAAGAUUCCCUUCUUCAGAGAAAUAAUCGUGAGCUCCUUUUCCUGCGAGCACUGUGGCUGGAACAACACGGAAAUCCAGUCGGCAGGCAGGGUCCAGGACCAGGGAGUACGAUACACUUUGACCGUCAGGGCUCCAGAGGACAUGAAUAGAGAAGUGGUGAAGACUGACUCUGCUACCACAAGGAUUCCUGAGCUAGAUUUUGAAAUUCCUGCCUUUAGCCAGAAAGGAGCUCUGACCACUGUUGAAGGAUUGAUCACCCGUGCUAUCUCUGGCCUGGAGCAGGACCAGCCUGCACGAAGGGCAAACAAAGAUGCUACAGCUGAAAGAAUUGAUGAGUUCAUUGUCAAACUGAAGGAGCUAAAGCAAGUAGCCUCCCCUUUCACUCUGAUCAUUGAUGAUCCCUCAGGGAACAGCUUUGUGGAAAACCCACAUGCUCCUCAGAAAGAUGAUGCCCUGGUGAUCACACACUACAACCGGACCCGACAUCAGGAAGAGAUGCUGGGGCUCCAAGAAGAAGCACCAGCAGAGAAGCCAGAAGAGGAAGAUCUCAGAAAUGAAGUGCUCCAGUUCAACACAAACUGCCCAGAAUGCAAUGCCCCCGCUCAGACCAACAUGAAGCUAGUACAAAUCCCUCACUUUAAGGAGGUUAUCAUCAUGGCUACCAACUGCGAGAACUGUGGGCAUCGGACCAAUGAGGUGAAAUCUGGAGGAGCAGUAGAACCCUUGGGCACCAGGAUCACCCUCCACAUCACAGAUCCCUCAGAUAUGACCAGAGACCUCCUCAAGUCUGAGACUUGCAGUGUGGAAAUCCCAGAGCUAGAAUUUGAACUGGGAAUGGCUGUCCUUGGGGGCAAGUUCACCACCCUGGAAGGGCUGCUGAAAGACAUCCGAGAACUGGUGACCAAAAAUCCUUUCACACUGGGUGACAGUUCCAGUCCUUGCCAGAAAGAGAGACUGCAGGAGUUUAGCCAGAAGAUGGACCAGAUCAUCGAAGGUAACAUGAAGACCCACUUUAUUAUGGAUGAUCCAGCAGGAAACAGUUACUUGCAGAAUGUGUAUGCACCUGAAGAUGAUCCUGAGAUGAAGGUGGAGCGUUACAAGCGCACCUUUGACCAAAAUGAGGAGCUAGGGCUCAAUGACAUGAAGACAGAGGGCUAUGAGGCAGGCCUGGCUUCACAACGGUAGCAGUGGGGGGCUCAAGGGCCAGCGUCCAGUGCUGCUCUUUCUGUAGGUUAUUUAUUAGUAUCAGAAGAAGGCUGGGAGUGUCCUCCCCACCAGCCCUUGCCCAUGGUGGGGAGGACAUCUGGUCUGAGUCAGAGAUCUAUGCACACUUUCUAAACAGCUUGUGAUGUAAAUAUGAGCCUACUGUGUUACUUGACCUUAUUUUGGAAGUUUUGAAUUGGCCUAGGAGGAAACCCAGAAAUGAACCAGGGGUAUGUCAUUAUCACUUUUUUCAUAGCAAGUCCUUACCCUCCCUCCACUUAAUGCUCUGUCCUCUAAGGUCAGAACUCUGAAGUUGGAGAAGGUGGAAUAAAGUUACACCUGGA